UGGCGUACACAUGUAAUUAUUUAAAUAAUUCAUAUAACAUGUUAAUCAUAAAUAAACUAUUAAUUAUUAUAUGUAUAAUUACAACAACUUGCACCGUACUAUUAAUUAAUGGUGAUGUCAAAUGUGGUGUUCCCGUCAAAUCACGUAUUCACGGAAGAAUGCGAAUACUUAACGGUGUGAACGCCAAACAGGGUCAGUACCCGUGGGUCGUACACAUAUCCAUCAAAAGUAAAGAUAAAUCGGGUUAUAUUGAGCACGACUUAUGUGGCGGAACCCUAAUUAAUAACAAAUGGGUUCUCACGGCUGCCCAUUGUUUUAUGUCAUCUAUGAAGGGACAGCUCAAACAAAUCAAAAUGACUUUAGGAGAGUGGGACACAACCAUUAUGUCUGAUAAUAAAAUCAAAACUUACGGCGCAAAGGUAGUAAUUCAUGAAGAUUUUAGUGACCAAACCUAUGAAGAUGACAUAGCAUUGAUUAAAAUGAACACUACGUUAGACUUUGAGCGCAAACACAAACAGUUUCGACCGAUAUGUAUGCCUAAAUCAAACCGAUAUUCCAUAACAAAUCGUAUGUGUGAAGUGAUCGGUUGGGGUAACACUAAACAGGGCGACGAAAAAGAUCCCAAAUUUGCUGAUAAACUACAGAUGGCUAAAGUGCGCAUUCAUAAGGGAAAAGACUGCCAGAAGGCAUGGAGUAACUCUGCCGGCGGCUUCUCCGCAUCCAAACAUCUCUGUGCCGGCGAUGAUGUCUAUACCUUUUGUUCGGGCGAUUCCGGCGGACCACUCAUGUGUAAGACUUCUAAAGGACGGUAUAUACAGUACGGAUUGGUGUCGUAUGGCGUACAAGAAAUGUGUGGAUCUAAAGAACCGGGAGUUUACACACGUGUAUCACAUUAUAAGGAUUGGAUCGAAGAAAAGAUUAAUAGUUAAUAAAAAAAAUCAAUUUGUUUUUGUGUUUUAUGUAAUUAUUAUUAUUAUUGUUAUUAUUGUUAUUAUUA
This is a messenger RNA of Oppia nitens, 997 nucleotides long. Its product is annotated as chymotrypsinogen A-like. The record is from RefSeq and is a predicted model, not a curated record. Bases 39 to 929 code for a protein of 296 amino acids. The transcript has 2 exons. Gene Ontology annotation, molecular function: serine-type endopeptidase activity. Lineage: Eukaryota; Metazoa; Arthropoda; Arachnida; Sarcoptiformes; Oppiidae. Gene Ontology annotation, biological process: proteolysis.